AUGCAUCGUUACUCCCUUCAAAAGGUAGGCGAUGAGUAUGUAUAUACUCGCAUUUUCGAAGAGUGGGAAGACUCGGACUAUGAGGAUGGGGGCGAUGAUGAAGAAUUUGUCAUUAAUCAAGAAAUCGCUCAAUUGAUUGCCUGGAUAGAUCAAUCUGAGGAGUCUUUGCCCAUCAUCGAAGAAGUGCACGCUAGAUACCAUAAACCGGUCGGCAAACACAUAGCGGGUAACAGCUCUCACAGAAAUGAAGUCCAGCGUUUCUGGCUACUUGAAUGGCACAGCGCUCAGAAAGGAGGUAGCGAUCUCAGGCUUCCAGGAUAUGGUCUCCCCUUGAAUUUCGGCAUAAACAAGGAACGCCAUCCUUUCCUUCUUGGCUUGCCUGAAGAAGAUUGGAAGUCACGAACACUCAUGAACCGCGAAGUAUUCAUGAUCAAAUUGGAGGAGGGCAUCACAAACAAGCCACAUUGGUGGGAGAAAGUCUUGAAUGCUGAUAUUAUCUCCAAAUGGAAGCAAGAAGCGUUGCAAAUGCCAUGGGCAAGCUAUCAGCACAAUGGUGAUUUUACGAGCAAAAUGGCAGACAUGUGCUUCAAAGAUCUUGCAACCAGGGCUGGAAUUUACGAACAAACGAAGCAAAUUCCCGUGAUGGAAUCUUCCGCUUGUACCAUCGAGUCUAACGCGCUUCUCUCCAACGACUUAAUGCAGAGGCUCAGGGCUGCGGCUGCAUUACUUGAAGACGUUCCUAACUCCCAGCGAGACUGGCAUCCGGGAAGUGACGAGAUGGUUCUGGACCUUGUUCAUCCCUCACUCUGGCCGUUGGUGUUUGGCCGAUCUCGAAUUAUAUCUGGCAAAUAUGUAACCCUGGGCAAAUGCCCUGAUCAUUGCGACUCGGGAGAAAUCAUCCCUGAGCCUAAAAGGCCUGAUAAGAGAGCUCUGUCGCUGCGAUAUCAAUGGCUUCCAUGCGAUGUUAAUUUGACAGGUGGUCGACCACAAAUCAAGAGCUACAUCAACAAUCUUCACCCUGUCCGAUACAAAGCCGUAUAUUCUCUUGUCGAAGACCUCGUUGAGAAAUCCCUUCCGGCUUGGGAUAUUAUCUGCCGCUCAGCUCGCAAAGAGUUCAGGUUCAAGAGAUUUGGAACUGUUCAUGAAGUCAAGUGGACGUGCAACGUGCCCGAGAUUUGUGCGAAGAUGCAUGGCUGCUAUCCGAGUAGUAGAUUGUUCGCACAAGGCGAGGAUUACGACAGCGGGAAUGGUGGUCAGAAACUCGCAAGAUCAAAUGCCCAGAACCCUUAG
Messenger RNA from Fusarium verticillioides 7600, 1290 nucleotides. RefSeq lists its product as hypothetical. The record is from RefSeq and is a predicted model, not a curated record. The coding region runs from base 1 to 1290 and encodes 429 amino acids. Lineage: Eukaryota; Fungi; Ascomycota; Sordariomycetes; Hypocreales; Nectriaceae. The transcript is spliced from 5 exons.